Molecule: messenger RNA, 659 nt
Organism: Rubroshorea leprosula
Lineage: Eukaryota; Viridiplantae; Streptophyta; Magnoliopsida; Malvales; Dipterocarpaceae
Source: the annotation of a GenBank genome assembly
CUCCCUUCUCUCUUACUUCUGCUUUCUUCUCCGGCGCAGCGUUUGUUUUGAUCGAAAACCUUUGAGCUUCUGAGGUUUUGAUGCUUGAGCAGCUGGGUUCCCCAGCCGCUCAAGCAUGCUGGAGCCGGCAUGUGCUCCCUCCUCCGAUGACCCUUCGGGGUUAUUCGGUCUCCUCCGAUGACCCUUCGGGGUCUGUCGGUUUCGGGGUCCCUUUCCGAUCUGGUGACCCUCGGCUUCCCUGUAGAUAUUGGGAGGUGCUCGCUGUUUUUCCAGUUCUGGCCACCGUCGGACUGGAUCUCUGCCGCGGCGUCCUGGAGAUCUUGCGCCAUCCUCUCCGGAGUAGUUUGAAGGGUGUCCCAUGGCUGGAUCGGUCGACCUCAGGUUGCUCGAGUGAUUUCACCUCUCUUCCUCCCAUGCAUCGGGCCUACUCUGCUUUACUUCUCCAGUUUGUUCUUUUCUGUGUUUGUUACCUUUAUCCUUUUGGAUAAGGACUGAUUGUAGAUGCCGUAUGGCAGUUUCUUAAUGCAUUGCUAAUACCUUUUUCUCAAAAAAAAAUAAUGGUUUGUUUGGCAAUCGUUAGUUUGAGAGAAUGUAUUUGAAUUUGGUGUUACAAAUUAAAUUUAUUGUUUGUUUUUAUAUAAUAAGAGUGUAUUUAAAUU